Molecule: messenger RNA, 930 nt
Organism: Durusdinium trenchii
Lineage: Eukaryota; Dinophyceae; Suessiales; Symbiodiniaceae
Source: the annotation of a GenBank genome assembly
UAAGAAUCCACGACGCCUUCGUAGACCUCAAGUGCCAUGUCGCAUGCCAUGCCGCUCGCCUUCGUAGCCCCAGCUGCGCCGACCGUGCCGACCGCCACACGGUCGGCGCCACCCGCAGGGUAUGCUGCAGCACAACCGCUGCGCCGGGCGAGCCGGGCGACAGGCGGUUUUUUGCGCUUUGCCGCGGUCUUUUGCGGCAUUGUCUCAGCACGGACCUUCUCGGUGAGCAAGGAUGCUGGAUCCGCAGGUGUUCGGGCCGGACCCGCGUCGCGCGGAGUGGCGCAGCGGGCGGAGGGCGACUCUGGGCGAGUGGUUCAUAUCAAGGCGGAAAAAGUCAAGGAGGUGAAACUCCCACAGGGUCGCACAGAGACCAUGGAUGCUUUAAUGCGGAAGGAAGCCGUGCAGAUUCUGGCGGCCGGCGCCGAACGAACGGAAGAGGCCAAGGGAGAAAAAGGCAUAUGGUUCGCCUAUAUGAAGCCAACUCGGAUGGGGACCUGGAAAAACCAGGCCAGAUUGAAGUGCAAGCUGGAACUGGCCAAGUCCGGGGCAGUGAACGUGGAGGUGGUCGAGAUCGAGGUCGGCUCCUGGGAUCGUGACCUUAAGAAGUUCAAGUACGAGAAGUUUGCCGAGGAGAGCUUUUCGCUCAACUGGAUGAAUCGCAUGACAUGGCAAGAGAAGGGCACUGACUUGUACCUCUUGCACACCUCUCGCGGAGAUAUGAAGCUCCUACUGCCUUGGUGGUUCCCACUGCCCGACGCUGUGGUCAAGGCCACAUUCCAAGCGGGCAUCCGGUACAUGAUCUCUGACGGGCAAGCAAAGAUCUCUGAUGCAGUGAUCAAGCGCUACAAGCAGCUGUGAGGCUGUGAGAGCCAGACUCCGACGCCCUACAUCCCAGCUGAGGUCCACAUCAAAGAGAAAGGAUCAACUGAC